Messenger RNA from Protopolystoma xenopodis, 466 nucleotides. The record is from the annotation of a GenBank genome assembly. Lineage: Eukaryota; Metazoa; Platyhelminthes; Monogenea; Polystomatidea; Polystomatidae.
AGCACACAUUGCACGAGAUGACGUGUCUGCAUUUGAAACCGUGCCUCCUGAAGAGCGACAAAAAGAUACUGGACGGGCUCUAAUUGCCGUAUGCCUAAGAUUGAAUCCCCUUUCACGCUCGGGGCCUGAAGUUGAGGGACUUUCUUUACUAUUUCAUCAAUUAUUGCUGUUUAACACGACAAAUGAGGAGCAUUUUGGUGCCCGUGAAUCUUCUCUUGCAGUGGGUACCAACAAAGGGUUUAGCGUUAUAGGAAUGGAAUCUACUACUGAAUCGAUGCCCUCUUCUGCUGGAUGGGCAGACGUUUGGGCGUUUCCAUUGCUGUUAUUCGCUCAAACUCUCUGUGCUGUGGCGCAAGUAUUCAUUCUUGGCCUCCCUGCCCAACUGGCUGCAGUUUGGUUUGCAGAAAAAGAGGUGGCCUCGGCUACCGCCGCCGGUGUCUUUGGUAAUCAGGUGAUGAAGGACUGA